Molecule: messenger RNA, 4594 nt
Organism: Gigantopelta aegis
Lineage: Eukaryota; Metazoa; Mollusca; Gastropoda; Neomphalida; Peltospiridae
Exons: 4
Coding region: 1455-1982 (175 amino acids)
Source: RefSeq, a predicted model, not a curated record
ACACAUGUAUAUAGAAUAUAGCAAUAACGUAAAGAAUGCGGAGCGUCUCUUCUCGCCUCAUGGCCGUUUCUCUGACGCUGGUGUCCUUUCCUGGAAUUCUUUAGUACUAGCGCCAGUCAAAUUGCACACCUGGAUAAUGCUACUGAAACACUGGUCUAAAGAGAAAAAGCAUCUGUUGUUGACAUUUCGGUGAUAUCCAGUUACAACGUGAAUUUACAAGAUAGACCGAGACCAACGAUUGGCUAUAUUCACGUGAACUGGUUGAAUGUAUUUUACGACUUCUUAAAGCAGCUUCCUCUGGUUAAAAAGUGAACCUUACCUUGACGUUGUCACAACACACGUGGCAUUCAACUGUCCAUGCGUAUACUGAACCAUUGUUUAUUUACUGUCAUAACAUUUAAGAUCGGCAAUUCUCAGUUACUCCAUACAGACAUAAGAAAUACAUUUUGAAAGGCGAAUAUUUGUGUCACGGUAAACAUUUGGCAUAUUAAUGUAUCUACAGCGAAACAUCUUCAACAAAUAAGAAGGUUUAUAUAACGAACUUGUCGUUUUUGUUUUUUUUGUUAACACUGAAUGAAUAAGGGUGAUGUUUGGCGUGGUAUAGAAUUUAACACAAAAAGAAGUGAGAAACAUAACUGCAAAAAACCCACAGCCACAUCGAGCGGAGAUUCAAAACAUAACUGAAAAAAGCCACAGCCACAUCGUGCGGAGACCAGAGACAUAACUGAAAAAAGCCACAGCCACAUCGUGCGGGGACCAAAGACAUAACUGAAAAAAGCCACAGCCACAUCGAGCGGAGACUCGAGACAUAACUGAAAAAGCUACAGCCACAUCGUGUGGAGACCAGAGACAUAAAUGAAAAAAGCCACAGCCACAUUGUGUGGGGACCAGAGACAUAACUGAGGAAACCACAGCCAUAUCGAGCGGAGACUCGAGACAUCACUGAAAAAAGCUACAGCCACAUCGUGUGGGGACGAGAGACAUAACUGAAAAAGCCACAGCCACAUCGUGCGGGGACCAGAGACAUAACUGAGGAAACCACAGCCACAUCGAGCGGGGACCCAAGACAUAACUGAAAAAAAGCUACAACCAUAUCGAGCGGAGACUCGAGACAUAACUGAAAAAAGCCACAGCCACAUCGUGCGGGGACCAGAGACAUAACUGAGGAAACCACAGCCACAUCGAGCGGGGACCCAAGACAUAACUGAAAAAAAGCUACAACCAUAUCGAGCGGAGACUCGAGACAUAACUGAAAAAAGCCACAUCCACUUCGAGCGGAGACUCGAGACAUAACUGAAAAAAAGCCACAGCCACUUCGAGCGGAGACUCGAGACAUAACUGAAAAAAAGCCACAGCCACUUCGAACGGAGACUCGAGACAUUACUGAAAAAAAAGCCACUUCUAGCGGAGAAUCUACAGAGACGUCGCGUAAUACUCACAGUACACCAGUCAGUAUGCACGGCUGUAGCGGCAUCAGUCUGCUGGGGCAGAUCGCCAUUAGCGUGACGAUCGUGGCGCUGUGUGUGCACCUAGUGGCCCUCUCCAGUCCCGCGUGGGUCGUAGGUCACACGUUGGCCGGUAGAGAGGUCAAGGACGGCAUCUUGUACUCGUGUGGAUACGACCGGUCAGCAGGCAACUGCGCAACAACCAACAUGGAAGGCGCGCCAGGGUUCUUCCAGGCGGCGUUUGGGUUCGCGGUGAUCGGGCUGAUAACGGCAGUGGUCACGUGCAUCUGCGUCAUGAUCUACUUCUGCGUCGCCGCCAUCGACCCCGAGUCAUCGUUGGGGACGUUCAACAUCUUCGGUAGCUUCUUCUCAGGUGCAAGCAUUCUACUGGCCGUGAUUAUAUUCGGCUCGCUGAAGACCGAGUAUUUCUCUUCCCAGCUAUACGAACUGUCCUGGGGGUUCGGAAUAGAAGUGGCCGCGGGAUUAUUCUUUCUAUUGUCCGGAGCUCUCCUCUUCAUAGACUACAGGGCACAGUGAUAACACGAGCAACACGAGCUGCCGGCGAACGUCUAGUGCUAGGGUCAGACUACCAACUGUCAUGACGGAGGUGGCCAACUCGACAGUUUGCGUUGUGAUUUCACCCACUCACUACUUACGACGGAUACGCUCAUAUUAACAACUAAUCGGCCGUAGGAGUUGUAUGCGACGAGAAUCGAGUUGUAAGAGUGCUCAAGACUAGCAACUGGACAGUCGUAGGAGUCGUGACAUCGGAGAGUUGGCUAACUGCGUCGUGGCAGUUGGUAGUCUUGACCUAUCAUUACAUUGUACAUUUCAACAGUUCUGCCCAUUAUGAACGGGAAUACAAAUCGCCCACACAGACGGUGCUUGAGAAACUGAAAGCUUUUUGAUUAUACAGACUUGCGGGUUAAGGGGAGCUAUCGCUCCCGCUCACCAUUGCUCGCCUGAGACUAGUUCAAGGAGAGUGACUUUUAGUUCCCCUUAGUGUGUGAAUGUUUUUUUUUUAAAUAGUGCUACAAAAGUAUUAAAUAUCAAUGGGUCAAUAUAUGAUAAUAUAUAAUCUACAUUAGGAGAGAAAUUAAUCACUUGCCUCAAAUUAUUACAAUAGUGCUAAAAAUGGAUUAAAUAUCAACUUUCAAUAAAGCUUCUUAGUAAGUGACUGUUUCUUUAAAAUAGUGCUACAAAAGGAUUAAUUAUCAUUAGUCGAUAUACAUAGGAAAUAUGAUAAUAUAUAAUCUACAUUAGGAGAGCAAUUAAUCACUUGCUUCAAGUUUUUACAAGUGCUAAAAAUGCAUUAAAUACCAAUUUUUAAUAUAGGCCCUUACAUGGGAAAUAUGGUAAUAUAUAAUGUACAUUAAAAGAGAAAUUAAUUACUACCCUAAGUAUCUAAGUAUAUAUAAAAAAUAUUGCUAAGGCCAAGAACAAGAAAAAAAGAAUUGAUGCGGCGAUGGCUUUUUUUUUUUUCUUUUUUUUUUAAAGCAUGGAUUACACAAAAAAGGUAUAUUUGAUACCGAAACAAUGGGCACAUUUAAAUUGAAAUCAGAAUGCACGUCCUAGUUCAUGCGCGAUGGCACUUUGGCUCCAAAUGCGGUUUUUACGUUUUGGAAACAAAAGCACAGCAAAGAUCGACGUCAUAACGCGAGAAAUUAAAAAAAAAAAUAAAUAAAAAUAAUAAUAAACAUGUUGACGCGUGAGGGUCAAAAUAGACGUGCGCUCUGACCAAAGAACAGAAAUGUAUUUUGUUUGGCCUAAUAAAAAGGAUUAAAUAUAUAUAUAAUCAACAUUAAUUUACAAAAAAAUAAUUGUUACCACGAGGUCAGUUAUAUACUGAUCAAACCGUGAACUAUUUCAUAGUAGCAGUGACGUGUGUUUGGUGAUGACCCAUUCCACGCUCAUACGUCAUAAUAUUGUGGUUAAUGGUCUGUACGGUUUUUUCCUGCUACGAAAUAUCUGACAGCUUCCAGAUGACUGUAACUGGAGUUAGUAUGUCUGUGUACUGAAUACUCAAGCUCCAUUAGUGCAUGUAACACUGAUAUUGACCAUUGACGGAAAGGAAUGCAAUCAUGAAAUUAACCUGUUGAUACUGUCCUUGUUAGUUUAGAAGAGUUCCCUAUUCAUGCAGAUGCCAGAUUCUUCCAUAUAGAUUAUAUUGUGUUUUAAAGUCGAAGACCCUAGUUUCAACCUGUGAAAAUGGACACUAAUAUACGUUUGGUUAAUCUAUAAACCUGUAACACAUUUGAAUAAAGUUUCAAUAGAGUGAUACAAGAAUCUGUGACGCUGAAACUGAGAAAUACCUUUAACAGGUAGACUAAAGGCUGAUUUCCACAACCGUUACUUCUCAGAGGUAUGUGCGUUUUCAAAAAUACGAAAAAUGUAUUUUGUAGUAUUACAAACACCAGAAUGACAAGAAACACUUGAGAUGUAUGGCCAUGAAUAAUGUAAACAAUAAGAUCCACGUAACGUCUGAUCUCAAUUAUUAAAACCGGCUCUAAAAGUAAACACUACAUUACACCACAGUGUUUACAAACGUGGUUCUGUCGCUUUAUAAACUGGUGGUUAUCAGCGAAAGGCCAGCUUGUGUUACACAGACGACUCGGAUAUUUCAAAAGUUUUACAGGUGCUAAUUCUAUCUUGUGUUCAUUUGACCUAUUCCUAAGCUAUAGUGUUUACACGAAGAGGAAUCAGACAAAAAAUUGUUUUGUGUAACGACACCACUUGAGCACAUUGAUUAAUUAAUCAUCGGCUAUUGGAUGUCAAACAUUUGGUAAUUCUGACUCGUAAUCAACAGAGGAAACCCGCUACAUUUUUCCUAAUGCAGCAAGGGAUCUUUUAUAUGCACUUUCCCACAGACAGAAAAGCACAUACCACGGCCUUUGUCCAGUUGUGGUGAGGAAUCGGACAAAUUUGAAAAACAAACAACAACACGAAUUUAUGAGAAUUGUAUGGUGUUAACUAAUUUCAUACUUUUGUUUAGUUAUCUUGGAAAAAAGCACCCCAAAAACCUUUUUGUUCACUAUUAGAGCCGUCUAUGAUAACUGAAAUCAAACAUUACUUAUAUUUUAUUGUUUAGAUUAUCCAUUUCCGUAGAACCGAAGUGUUUCCUGUUGUUUCUGAUAACUUAAAAUGCAUUU